This is a messenger RNA of Rosa rugosa (rugosa rose), 1888 nucleotides long. RefSeq names its product protein root UVB sensitive 4. The transcript is spliced from 10 exons. NCBI's taxonomy places the organism in Eukaryota, Viridiplantae, Streptophyta, Magnoliopsida, Rosales, Rosaceae. The record is from RefSeq and is a predicted model, not a curated record. Bases 159 to 1739 code for a protein of 526 amino acids.
UUUCUGUUCAAUGAUGGUGUCAUGAUAGUACUGCUCAUUCAGUACAAACCGCUCCUUCUACUUCCAAACCCCUAAACCCUGAACCUCUCACUAUUAAGGCGCCAAAAUUAGACCCCUUUUAGCUCUCAAAACCCUAAUUUUCCACAGUUCCAAUUCUCAUGCAAUCAUCUUUCUAUGCAGCCUCCAACUCCCACCACUUCCUCCUCUCAUGGAAAACCCCACAACCCCAAUUCACACCCCGCAAGCCACUCCCCAGGAAGCUCCGUACCACCUUCAAAGCCCCAACCUUUACCAACUCCCUCAGAACCUCAAUUGGGUACGAGCCGGAAGAAGGCCUCGGAGAAGACCCGGGUCCUUCAACGCCGCCGGGUCGGCUUCCGGUCGUGAUUCGGAGGUCGGGUCGGGUUUCCAGGUACUUCUGGGAUGGGGAUUGCUUGCAAUUAGUCGGUGUUGAUGGCCGUGCGGCGUCGUUUGGUUUGGAUUUGGACGAUGGGUUUCGGAAAUUUUAUAGAGUCUGUAGUUGUGCUGUCAGGGAUUUCUUUAUUCCCAAGCAAGUUAGUGGGAAUUAUAUGAGCUAUGUGAAAUGGAAGUUCUUGCACCGCGUUUUUAGCUCUGCGCUGCAGGUUCUUGCUACUCAGGCAAUGUUUCGGGCCAUUGGGAUUGGGUACUCUCGUUCGCUUCCAGCGGCGGCUGCUCUUAACUGGGUCUUGAAGGAUGGACUUGGACGGCUGAGUAGGUGCAUCUAUACUGCUAGUCUAGCGUCUGCUUUUGAUACCAAUUUGAAGAGAGUUCGGUUUUCAACCUCUGUUCUGUUCACGUUGAGUGUUGGAGUUGAGCUGUUGACACCUGCAUAUCCUCAGUAUUUCCUGCUUCUUGCAUCUUUAGCCAACGUUGCAAAACAAAUAAGCUUGGCUUGCUAUAUAGCGACUAGUUCUGCUGUUCAUAGAAGCUUUGCAAUAGCAGAUAAUCUUGGUGAACUUUCGGCAAAGGCACAGAUUCAAACAGUGUGCUUUGAUAACCUUGGCCUUUUGCUUGCUGCAUUGUUGAAUAUGUUGUUGAAGAACAACCAAAGGUUGCAGACAGGCUUGCCCUUUGUUGUAUACCCCAUCUUCUCAGCACUUGACCUUUGUGGAAUAUAUCAAGGGCUUAAACAUGUCCAUUUACAAACAUUAAGUAAGGAUAGACUUGAAAUUCUGCUAAAUACUUGGAUCAAGUUAGGUAAAGUUCCUUCACCUGCAGAAGUGAGUAAAGAAGAAGGAAUCGAUUUCCUGCGGUGCAAAGACAAAGGAUUAUGGCCCAUCAGAAUAGGGUACUUGGAUCCAAAGAAUCAAAUACCCAAGUUAUCCAUGAUGGCGAUGAGAUCUACUAGUGAUGAUGAUUAUUACUUCAUAUCCAUGGAGACAUUUUAUACAAGAAAACGAAGAACUAAGCAACAUGGAAUUCUUCUUUGUCUACGGGAAAGAGCCAGCACUCCAGAUAUUAUCAAGGGUCUGUUGCAGGCAUGCUAUAUCCGCAAAGUCCUGCUUAUGGACGAGAAUAGGUGGGCGGACAUGGUAGAUGCUAGAGAUGCAUUAGACUCUGCUCUAAACGAAUGGCCAAAAUUGAUUGAUGAGUGCAAACGGCGUGCACAGGGUGAUAUGUACCUGUUGAAUGAACAAAUGGUGGCCCGGGGUUGGGCUACUAAGAAUAUCUUACUGAGUACACAAGAGCAGACUCGAUAUAGUUUUGUAGAUGACUGAAGAUUCCUUUAUGUAUGUAUAUUAUUGAUUCUUCUUUUUUCCUUCAACUUUGGUGGUUCUCCGUGCCAUGGAGAAUUUUGGGGAUCACAGAAAACUCAAUUGUAAUCAGUUUAAUUUAUAGUAAUACAAUUUGCAGCUGAUCCUUCUAU